Entamoeba dispar SAW760 is the source of this 438-nucleotide messenger RNA. RefSeq lists its product as uncharacterized. The coding region runs from base 1 to 438 and encodes 145 amino acids. The transcript has a single exon. Lineage: Eukaryota; Evosea; Mastigamoebida; Endamoebidae. The record is from RefSeq and is a predicted model, not a curated record.
AUGAAUAUAGAUCAUCUACAAUUUAUUAGUGAAGAAAGAAUAUUUAUGAAUGAACCAGUAUUAUUUAGUAUUAAAAUACCAGGUAUUCUACAAACAAUCAAUGGAAAGAAUAUUGAAAAGAAAGAUAUUAAUAAAUUUAUUAUUCCAUCUUCAAUUACUAAAUUAGGAUAUCGUUGUUUUAAUGGAUGUAUAUCAUUAACAUCAAUUAAUAUUCCAUCAUCAAUUAAUGAAAUAGAAGAUGAAUGUUUUGAUGAAUGUUCAUCAUUAAUAUCAAUAAAUAUCCCAUCAUCAAUUACUAAACUAGGAGACUGGUGUUUUAAUGCUUGUUCAUCAUUAACAUCUAUUAAUAUACCUUCAUCAAUUAAAUCAUUUGGAGAUGGGUGUUUUUAUAAAUGUGGAUGUGAAGAUGAAUUAAAGAAAAAUGAAAGAAUACCAUGA